Engraulis encrasicolus (European anchovy) is the source of this 661-nucleotide messenger RNA. RefSeq names its product gamma-crystallin M2-like. Bases 1 to 534 code for a protein of 177 amino acids. Gene Ontology annotation, molecular function: structural constituent of eye lens. The record is from RefSeq and is a predicted model, not a curated record. The transcript is spliced from 3 exons. Lineage: Eukaryota; Metazoa; Chordata; Actinopteri; Clupeiformes; Engraulidae. Gene Ontology annotation, biological process: visual perception; lens development in camera-type eye.
AUGCACGGCAAGAUCGUGUUCUACGAGGACAGGAACUUCCAGGGUCGCUCCUGGGAGUGCAUGGGAGACAUGGGCGAUUUCUCCUCCCACCUGAGCCGCUGCCACUCCUUCAGGGUGCACAGUGGCUGCUGGAUGAUGUACGACCAGCCCAACUACAUGGGAAACCAGUACUUCAUGAGGAGGGGAGAGUACCCCGACUACAUGAGCAUGUGGGGUUGGAACAACUGUAUCAGAUCCUGUCGCCACAUCCCCAUGCACAGAGGAAACUACAGAAUGAGGAUCUACGAGAAGGAGGACUUCGGUGGUCAGAUGCACGAGUGUAUGGAUGACUGUGACUCCAUCAUGGAUCGUUACCGUAUGAACCAGUGCAUGUCUUGCAAUGUGAUGGAUGGUCACUGGCUCAUGUAUGAGCAGCCCCACUACAGAGGAAGACAGUACUACUUCCCCCCUGGAGAGUACAGAAACUGGAGAAACAUGGGCUACCCCAACAUGAGAUUCAGUAGCAUGAGGCGCAUCAUGGAUUCUUGGUACUAAUGUGUUUCAUUUGUAGAACUGUUCUGAACACAACCAGUUUAAAAACAUUGCUUCUGCUUGUUUUAAACUGCUGCAUAUUCUGUUUCCUCUAUUGUUUAUGCAAUAUUAAAGCAACAGAAACACAAUG